This is a messenger RNA of Lepisosteus oculatus (spotted gar), 3186 nucleotides long. It is a transcript of the gene dnmt3ab, whose product is annotated as DNA (cytosine-5-)-methyltransferase 3 alpha b. Gene Ontology annotation, molecular function: methyltransferase activity. Gene Ontology annotation, cellular component: cytoplasm; nucleus. NCBI's taxonomy places the organism in Eukaryota, Metazoa, Chordata, Actinopteri, Semionotiformes, Lepisosteidae. The record is from RefSeq and is a predicted model, not a curated record. Gene Ontology annotation, biological process: negative regulation of DNA-templated transcription.
GCAGAGAGAGCGGAGCAGCUGGAGGAGGCCUCGCCGGCUGGGGAGGAGGAGGACAGGGAGAGAAGCAGAAGGAAGAUCCGGGAGCUAGCGAAAACGAAAAGGUCCAGGCCUGGGACUGGCAAAACGGGGAAAAGGAAGAACUGAGAAAGGAGGCUCCACCCAGUUCGUUUUUUCCUUUUAUUUUUAUUUAAAUUUCAAUUUAUUUUUUAAUCAUUUUUAAAUAUUGUUUCGGUGAUGCCGUCCAACGCUACAGCCACCACUACCACAUUCAAAAGUUCAGACUUCGAUUAUGACGCAGCUGCAAAUAAAAUGAGUGAAGAUCAGGAGCAAGACCGCGGCAAAGAGCCAGGCAACAGCGUGCCUCUGAGGAAAGUUGGUCGGCCAGGAAGGAAACGUAAACAGCUGCCCGUUAAUAGCUGUGAGACAUCAAAGGAAGACGUAGGGUCCAAGUGUCAUGCGAGUGUGGAAAGCCAGUCCUCAGAGCAGGUGCACAAUGGAGAUGUGGACAGUCACCCUGGGGACACUAUUGCUGCCUCCUCCAAGCAGGGCAGGAACAUCCCUGAAAACGGGGUCCCCAGAGAAUCUGUCCGAAGGUCUGAAGAGCUUCCGGAUCAGGAGGCCCAGGGACAGGGAUACAGGAAGGGGAGACCAGACUCUUCCCUGGAGAAUGGCUUUUCAACUCCCCCGGAUGACCAGGACUCGGAGAAAGAUGGGGAGCAAGUGCCACCCACUCCCCGAAAAAAGCGGGGAAGACGGAAACUUGAGCAUCCCGAGAAACACACAGAGGAGCAAGACGAGAGCAGCUGUGAGACAGUCAAAACAGAGCAGGGAACUCGAGCCAGGCUUCGUGGGGGACUGGGCUGGGAAACCAGCCUACGUCAGAGGCCUAUGCAGAGAAUAACCUUCCAGGCUGGGGACCCUUAUUACAUUAGCAAGAGGAAGAGGGAUGAGUGGCUGGCCAAAUGGAAGAUGGAGGCAGAGAAAAGGGCCAAACUUGUGGCUGUGAUGAACGCAAUGGAGGAACCUGCCGGGAACGAGGCACAGAAGGAGGAGGAGGAGGUGGUCGUCAACCAGCUCCCUCCCCAACAGCACACAGACCCGGCCUCCCCCACUGUGGCCACCACCCCCGAGCCUGUCUCCGCGGAAACUGUCGACAAAUCCAUCCCCAAGUCAACAGAUGUGGAACCCGAAUACGAGGACGGUCGUGGCUUUGGGAUUGGAGAACUGGUCUGGGGGAAGCUACGCGGGUUUUCCUGGUGGCCAGGCCGGAUCGUGUCCUGGUGGAUGACAGGGCGGAGCAGAGCUGCCGAGGGAACCAGAUGGGUCAUGUGGUUCGGUGACGGCAAGUUUUCCGUGGUCUGCGUGGAGAAACUGAUGCCUUUGAGUUCAUUUUCUAAUGCCUUUCACCAGCCAACCUAUAACAAACAGCCCAUGUACAAGAAAGCAAUUUAUGAGGUGCUUCAAGUGGCCAGCAGCAGAGCAGGAAAAAUCUUCCCUACCUGUCCUGACACCGAUGAGACUGACACAUCAAAAUCAGUAGACCUUCAGAACAAGCAGAUGAUCGAGUGGGCAAUGGGCGGGUUCCAGCCAACUGGGCCAAAAGGACUGGAGCCCCCGGAAGAGGAACGUAACCCCUACAAAGAAGUUUACACUGAGAUGUGGGUGGAACCCGAAGCUGCAGCCUAUACCCCACCUCCACCAGCCAAAAAGCCAAGGAAAAGCACAGCAGAGAAGCCCAAGAUCAAGGAAAUCAUAGACGAGAGAACCCGAGAGCGGCUCGUGUAUGAAGUGAGGCAAAAAUGCAGAAACAUAGAAGAUAUUUGCAUUUCCUGCGGAAGUCUGAAUGUCUCCCUUGAACAUCCUCUCUUCCUGGGAGGCAUGUGCCAAAACUGCAAGAAUUGUUUCCUGGAAUGUGCGUAUCAGUACGACGAUGACGGAUACCAGUCGUACUGCACCAUCUGCUGCGGGGGCCGCGAGGUGCUCAUGUGCGGAAACAACAACUGUUGCCGGUGCUUUUGUGUGGAGUGCGUGGACCUUCUUGUGGGACCAGGUGCAGCCCAAGCCGCUAUCAAGGAGGAUCCCUGGAACUGCUACAUGUGUGGAACCAAGGGCAUCUACGGGCUGCUGAAAAGACGAGAGGACUGGCCCUCCCGCCUCCAGCACUUCUUUGCCAAUAACCAUGACCAAGAUUUUGAUCCACCAAAGCUUUACCCUCCAGUCUCUGCCGAAAAAAGGAAACCCAUUCGCGUCCUGUCGCUAUUUGAUGGUAUUGCAACAGGACUUCUGGUGCUAAAAGACCUUGGUAUUCAGGUGGAGCGGUACAUAGCUUCCGAAGUGUGUGAGGACUCCAUUACAGUGGGGAUUGUCCGACACCAGGGCAGGAUCAUGUAUGUUGGAGAUGUCAGGAAUGUUACACGCAAACACAUACAGGAGUGGGGCCCCUUUGACCUGGUCAUCGGUGGAAGCCCAUGCAAUGACCUUUCCAUCGUGAAUCCUGCUAGGAAAGGCCUUUAUGAGGGAACUGGCCGUUUGUUUUUUGAGUUCUACCGGUUGCUCCAUGAGGCACGCCCCAAAGAAGGAGACGACAGGCCUUUCUUCUGGCUGUUUGAGAAUGUGGUGGCCAUGGGUGUCAGCGACAAGCGAGAUAUCUCCCGCUUCCUGGAGUGCAACCCAGUAAUGAUUGAUGCCAAGGAGGUCUCUGCUGCCCACCGGGCUCGUUACUUCUGGGGUAACCUUCCUGGUAUGAACAGGUUGGUGAGAGAACGACCUCUGGCGGCCAUGACCAAUGACAAGCUGGAUCUGCAGGACUGUCUGGAGCAUGGUCGGACAGCCAAGUUCAGCAAAGUGAGAACCAUCACCACUCGGUCUAAUUCUAUCAAGCAGGGCAAAGACCAGCACUUCCCCGUCUACAUGAAUGAAAAGGAGGACAUUCUGUGGUGCACUGAGAUGGAAAGGGUGUUUGGCUUCCCUGUCCAUUACACAGAUGUCUCCAACAUGAGCCGCCUGGCCAGGCAGAGACUCUUGGGAAGGUCUUGGAGUGUGCCGGUCAUUCGCCACCUGUUCGCACCACUAAAAGAGUACUUUGCCUGUCUGUAAAACCCGAAACACUUGCAGAAAGAAAAACACACACACACAAGAACUGAUAUUUAACAGGAAACAAGCGAAAAAAAUGAAAUUUUACUCUGA